AUUUUAAAUAACCAAAAGAAAAAGAUAGAAACAAACAAACCGAGAAUUAUGAGAGAGAGAGAAUGACAGAUAGAUAGAUGAAGAAUAUGAGGUCGGGAAACAGAGCUUCAUGAUUUUUCUCUUCCCCCAGAGGAAUUUUCACACAUCUGUCUGAUACUUUUAUCUUUUAAUUAAUUUGUCUCCUGUACUCCCUCCGAUAAUCGAUCAUCGUAGCACGCGAAUGGAGGAGUUAAAACCUCCUGAAGUUGAAACCAGUUCAGAACCAGCUACUAGAACAUCUGAGGCUACUGUAACCGCAGAUGCUGUUAGUGAUAAUGCUGCAACAGUAAUUCCACCACCAAGUCAAACAGAUGGCUCAACUACAGGCAAUGCCACGGGAAGUUAUGUCGACGACACGUCGCAGCCAUCCAGUUUCUCUAAUCCCGAGGAAUCUUCCUUUAUUGCUUCCCAUGAAACUGCAACUACUGUUGAAAAAGUAACUCCUAAUCCAACGAUCAGUGGAAAAGUGUCGGAGACCAAUGAAAUCACGGGUGAGAUCGGUUUACCUCGUGUAAAGAUUACAGAAGGUACAUCAAGAAACGGUGGAACUUCAUCAUCAUCUCAUGGAUCACCCGUGGACUCCUCCUACAGAGGCCUAAUCGACACAGCUGCACCGUUCGAAUCAGUUAAAGAAGCCGUCUCGAAGUUCGGAGGAAUCACCGACUGGAAAUCUCACCGAAUCCAAACGGUAGAGAGACGCAAGCUCAUAGAAGAAGAGCUCAAGAAGAUUCAGGAGGAGAUCCCCGAGUACAGAACCCACUCAGAAACCGCCGAGGCCGCGAAGCUCCAAGUCCUCAAGGAGCUAGAAACCACAAAGAGGCUCAUCGAACAGCUGAAGCUUAACCUGGAGAAAGCUCAAACAGAAGAGCAGCAGGCGAAGCAGGACUCCGAGCUCGCUAAGCUGAGAGUCGAGGAGAUGGAGCAAGGAAUCUCCGAUGACGUCAGCGUCGCUGCUAAGGCCCAGCUCGAGGUGGCCAAGGCGAGGUUUGCCUCAGCAGUUACAGAGCUUCGUUCGGUCAAAGAGGAGCUAGAGACUCUGCGUAGUGAAUACGAUGCUCUGGUGAAAGAUAGAGAUGAAUCUGUUAAGAAAGUCGAGGAAGCGACCUCGGCUUCGAAAGAAGUCGAGAAGAGAGUCGAGGAACUCACCAUAGAGCUGAUCGCUACAAAGGAGUCGCUGGAGUCAGCGCACGCUUCUCACCUGGAGGCCGAGGAGCAGAGGAUCGGAGCAGCCAUGGCGAGGGAUCAGGAUGCGCACCGCUGGGAGAAGGAGCUGAAGCAGGCGGAAGAGCAAGUCCAGAAGCUUAACCAAGAGAUACUUUCUUCCAAAGAUCUCAAAUCGAAGCUCGACACCGCCUCGGCGCUGCUUCUUGAUCUAAAGGCGGAGCUGGUGGCUUAUAUGGAAUCCAAGCUAAACCAGGAAGCGCGCGACCUUCCAUCAGAAAGCCAUCACGACGCUUCAAAGAAGGAACUAGAAGAUGUGAAGACAAGUAUCGAGAAAGCAGCAGCUGAAGUGAACUGCUUGAAAGUAGCCUCGGAGUCCUUGCAGCUGGAGCUCGAGAAAGAGAAGUCAGCUCUCGCCUCGGUCAAACAGAGAGAAGGAAUGGCUUCAAUAGCAGUUGCUUCGCUAGAAGCAGAGAUCGAGAGAACGAGGUCGGAGAUAGCUUCGGUUCAGUGCAAGGAGAAAGAAUCUAGAGACAAAAUGGUUGAGCUGCCCAAGCAGCUUCAGCAAGCGGCGGAAGAGGCCGACGAAGCGAAGUUUCUCUCAGAACGCGCUCGCGAAGAGCUGCGAAAGGCCAAGGAAGAAGCGGAGCAAGCGAAGGCUGGAGCAAGCACAAUGGAGAGCAGGCUGUUCGCCGCGCAGAAAGAAAUCGAGGCGGCUAAGGCCUCCGAGAGGCUGGCCUUGGCCGCCAUCAAGGCUUUGGAGGAGAGCGAAUCAACGUCGAAGGAUAACGACGUCGUUACGCUCUCGCUAGAAGAGUACUAUGAGCUGAGCAAACGCGCUCACGAGGCGGAAGAAGCGGCGAACGAAAGAGUAGCAGCAGCGGUGUCUCGGAUCGAGGAAGCUAAAGAGGCAGAGAGGAGGAGCUUGGAGAAGCUGGAAGAAGUGAACAGAGACAUGAAUGCGAGAAAGAAAUCGCUGAAAGAAGCAACCGAAAAGGCUGAGAAGGCGAAAGAGGGGAAGCUAGGGGUGGAGCAGGAGCUGAGGAAGUGGAGAGCAGAGCAUGAACAGAAGAGAAAAGUUGGUGGUGACACUGAGAAAAUCAUAAGAGCAAGCUCUGCAGGAGCUAAUGAGCUGAGUAAGUUGGCGCAGUCACCUGAGGCUUAUGCCUACAGCCCAAGUGAAUCAUAUGGAACAGAAGAUAACUCUGAAACCAGUCAGUUCCCACCGAGCAAGCCUGGUAAGAAGAAGAAGAAGCUUUCGCUCCCACGGUUUCUUAUGUUUUUGUCAAAGAAGAAGUCACAUAAUUGAGUUUGUUACCAGUUCAAUUAUUCAAACACAUUGUUAAUAAUGUUUCUCACUUUUUUUGGAGCUUUGCACACGAUCUCCAUUUGAAAUUUGUGUUUUGUAAAUUGCGAAUUUUAUUUGCAUUGUCAGUCGACUCCUUA
Brassica oleracea var. oleracea is the source of this 2646-nucleotide messenger RNA. Its product is annotated as protein WEAK CHLOROPLAST MOVEMENT UNDER BLUE LIGHT 1. NCBI's taxonomy places the organism in Eukaryota, Viridiplantae, Streptophyta, Magnoliopsida, Brassicales, Brassicaceae. The record is from RefSeq and is a predicted model, not a curated record. The coding region runs from base 221 to 2509 and encodes 762 amino acids. The transcript has 2 exons.